Argiope bruennichi is the source of this 4154-nucleotide messenger RNA. RefSeq names its product oocyte zinc finger protein XlCOF7.1-like. Gene Ontology annotation, cellular component: nucleus. The record is from RefSeq and is a predicted model, not a curated record. Gene Ontology annotation, molecular function: RNA polymerase II cis-regulatory region sequence-specific DNA binding; DNA-binding transcription factor activity, RNA polymerase II-specific. Bases 1 to 3882 code for a protein of 1293 amino acids. Gene Ontology annotation, biological process: regulation of transcription by RNA polymerase II. Lineage: Eukaryota; Metazoa; Arthropoda; Arachnida; Araneae; Araneidae. The transcript has 7 exons.
AUGGCUCGAUACUUUUGCCAAAUUUGUCGCAGAGUACUGACUUACGGUGAGCAUAAUCCUUGCGUAUUUUAUAAGAAUGAUGACAACGUGUAUUCACUGCCAACGACAGGCAAUUCAGAUGAAGAUAAUGAAGAAGCCAAAGACAAAUGUACGGAAAAUUCGAAUGAGAAUUCUUUGUAUUUAAGUCAAUCUUUCCUGCAAAACGAAAAUAAAGAAUCUGAGCUAAUCAAUUUAUCGCUGUAUCAACAUAAUGAAGAAUUUAAGCCGCCGCUUCCUCCAAAAGUAAACAAGUACAGGAUUUCUGCAGAAUGCUCCGACAAUGCACAACUAAGUGAUCCUUGUGAUAUUUCUUAUUUUAAUCCCAAUUCAGAUGCUCAGGCGACGGAAGUGCAAGGGAAAGAAAACACAUCUUUUACAGCUUAUUCAGAAAACAUUGAAUCUGCUCAUAGACCUGAAAUCGUCCAUCGUGAAGCUUAUGAAGAGACGACAGUUUCAGCCGGAUCAAGUGGUUUUCAGAUACAAAAUCAAAGUGCAUCAGGUGUAUCAGACCUGCUCUAUGCAACAACUGAUGAAGAAUAUACAACGUUUCUUGAAAAUAGCAAAUGGCAAACUUUGAAUUACGAUAAAAAAAUUUUUAUUGAUUCUCUAGAAUGUGUCGUCAAAACAGGUCAUUCAGAAAGUAAAAGUAUUUCCGGAAAUGAAAAUUUGAUUUUGAAGAAUGUCUCAGAGAGUGUAAAUCAUAAAAAUAUUUCACCUGAAAUGCAUUCUCAAGGUCACAAUAAUAAUAAGAAGAAAAUAAGUACCGACUUGAAGGAACCUAUCUCUACCAAGGAGGAUGACAAUGCUGUGGCUGGUCCUUCCGGAUUCUGUUCUGGUAAGAAGAAAUUUCCUAAAGACUUCAGUAAGAAAGAUACUCCUAAAACGAAUUAUCGAGCACACACUAGAGAGAAGCGCGAUAUAUGCAAGAAGCAGUUCUCUCAAAAAUCAGGUCUAAACCUACAUUACAUAACCCACACGAGCAAAACGCCUUAUGCAUGUGAUGUAUGCGGAAAAGAAUUUACUCUGAAAACAGAUCGCGACAGACAUCUUCGAACCCAUACCGGUGAGAGACCUUUCGUGUGCUACGUCUGCAAUAAAGGUUUUGCUCAAAAGGGUAAUCUUAAGAAUCAUGUUAGGACUCAUACUGGCGAAAAGCCUUUUGUGUGUGAUGUUUGUAAUAAAGCUUUCGCUCAAAAGGGUACUCUUGAGAAACAUGUUAGGACUCACACUGGCGAAAAACCUUUUGUAUGUGAAGUUUGUAAUGAAGCUUUCGCUCAAAAGGGUAAUCUUAAUACACAUGCUCGUACCCACACUGGAGAAAAGCCUUACAAGUGUCCAUUUUGUGGAAAAGCUUUCACGACCAGCAGCGGUUGUUACAGCCAUCAGAGGAGCGCCCAUAAAUUUGAAAAUGAUUUUCACCAUAUUUAUAAGAUAACACAGCAGGUUGUCACCGGAUCAAAUGGUGUUGACGAGCAGAAACAAAGAAAAUCAGGUGUAUCCGAUUUUAUUCAAACUGGAGAACACUGUAAAGCGAUCCUUGAAAAAUGCAAAUGGAAAUCUUUGGAAAACUCUAAACAUAUUUUUUUGGACUCUGUAGAAUCUGUAGUUCGAAACUCUCGUGCAAAUAAUAACAUUUCUGGAACUGUGAAUUUGAUUGUGAAUCCUAAUCUCAACCUAGGAAGUACGGAACUAAGAAAUGGCAUGAUCCAUGUAUCAGGGAAUAUAGGAAAUCUCCACAGACAUUAUCGAUACCACACCGGUGAUAAUCCUUUUGUGUGCGACGUCUGCAAUAAAGGUUUUGCUCGAAAGGAUAAUCUUAUUAGACAUCGGAGGAUGCAUACUGGAAACACAACAGUGACAUCUCUUUCCCUUUUGCAGUCUAUAAAUGAAUUAGCUAGAAAUCUGUUUUUAAAUACUACUGCUUGGUUUGACGAAGCGAAUGUGAUAGUUGAAGAAAUGAGAGAGUGCUUGAAGUUCAACUGGUUCGAUGGCUGUGAUAAUGAAGGUGCCAUAAUGCAGAGAUGUAUGGAACUCAUUAAAGACAACGAGUUGUGGGCCGGAGUUACAUUUGCUAAUGUGCACAGAAAAGAGCAUCUGCCUCAUUACAUUCAGUACAAAAUUCGUAUAGCCUCCAACACGAUGGACAGCACCAAGAGAAUAAAAGAUAGAUUCCACACCCCAGUAUCCAGAAGAAGACCGGAUAUUGACUUGAAGAACAUUACCUUUGGUUUUGAUUACAUUAAGGACAUGAUUGAGCUUACUAUCAGCAAAGUGCGAACAGGAAGGGAAAUAAGCAUUGCAAUGCAGACUCUCUAUCUAGAUUGCCAUUGCAACAAAAAUGCUGAAUCUUGUUUCAGACUUGAAAAUGAUUUUCCCGAAGCUUAUAACCUUUCUCCAGCUGACAUAGAAUCAACUGGUGUGGACGAGGAAAGGCAAAGAAUAUCAGGUGUAUCUGAUCUCAUCUAUGCGACAGGAAGUAAUGAACCAGAAAAGGGCAAGAUACAAGUCUCGGAAGUACUGACUUACGGUGAGCAUAAUCCUUGCGUAUUUUAUAAGAAUGAUGACAACGUGUAUUCACUGCCAACGACAGGAAAUUCAGAUGAAGAUAAUGAAGAAGCCAAAGACAAAUGUACGGAAAAUUCGAAUGAGAAUUCUUUGUAUUUAAGUCAGUCUUUGCAUAAAAAGGAAAAUAAAGAAUCUGAGCUGAUUAAUUUAUCGCUGUAUCAACAGAAUGAAGAAUUUAAGCCGCUUCCUCCAAAAGUAAACAAGUACAGGAUAUCUGCAGAGUGCUCCGACAAUGCACAACUAAGUGAUCCUUGUAAUAUUUCUUAUUUUAAUUCCAUUUCAGAUGCUCAGGCGACGGAAGUGCAAGGCCAAGAAAACACAUCUUUUACAGCUUCUUCAGAAAACAUUGAAUCUGCUCAUAGACCUGAAAUCGUCUAUCGUGAAGCUUAUGAAGAGACGACAGUUUCAGCCGGAUCAAGUGGAUUUCAGAUACAAAAUCAAAGUGCAUCAGGUGUAUCAGACCUGCUCUAUGCAACAACUGAUGAAGAAUAUACAACAUUUCUUGAAAAUAGCAAAUGGCAAACUUUGAAUUACGAUAAAAAAAUUUUUAUUGAUUCUCUAGAAUGUGUCGUCAAAACAGGUCAUUCAGAAAGUAAAAGUAUUUCCGGAAAUGAAAAUUUGAUUUUGAAGAAUGUCUCAGAGAGUGUAAAUCAUAAAAAUAUUUCACCUGAAAUGCAUUCUCAAGGUCACAAUAAUAAUAAGAAGAAAAUAAGUACCGACUUGAAGGAACCUAUCUCUACCAAGGAGGAUGACAAUGCUGUGGCUGGUCCUUCCGGAUUCUGUUCUGGUAAGAAGAAAUUUCCUAAAGACUUCAGUAAGAAAGAUACUCCUAAAACGAAUUAUCGAGCACACACUAGAGAGAAGCGCGAUAUAUGCAAGAAGCAGUUCUCUCAAAAAUCAGGUCUAAACCUACAUUACAUAACCCACACGAGCAAAACGCCUUAUGCAUGUGAUGUAUGCGGAAAAGAAUUUACUCUGAAAACAGAUCGCGACAGACAUCUUCGAACCCAUACCGGUGAGAGACCUUUCGUGUGCUACGUCUGCAAUAAAGCUUUUGCUCUAAAGUUUAAUCUUAAGAAUCAUGUUAGGACUCACACUGGCGAAAAGCCUUUUGUAUGUGAUGUUUGCAAUAAAGCUUUCGCUCGAAAGGGUAAUCUUAAAACACAUGCUCGUACCCACACUGGAGAAAAGCCUUACAAGUGUCCAUUUUGUGGAAAAUCUUUCACGACCAGCAGCCAUUGUAAUAUCCAUCAGAGGAGCGCGCAUAAGCGAAAUUAACUUGUAAACUACCGAAAUAAUUCUUUUAAUCUUGUAUGGAACUAUUUUACAUUCUUAGCCGAAUUGAAACAGUUUUAAUAUGUGAGGACACACGGGGGAGAAAAACCUUAUUAAUGUCCAGAUUGUGAAAUGACAUUCGCGCACAGCAGCGAUUGUAAAAAGCAUCACAGAAGACAGCACGAGUGAAAGUAAUCAGCAAAUUACAGAAAUAAUUAUUUUACACUUCCAUGAUUUUUUUUUACAUUCUUUAUCGAAAUUUUAUCGAAUUAAGG